ACCAUUCUCCAUGGCGGAAAAUGAACUCUUGCAUCGCUGAGAUGCGACGGAAGUCCUUACUCCAUAAGCAGCUGCCCUUGAAUGCACCCUGAAACAUGUUACAGAACUAAAAUUACAUCAUUUAAAUGAUCUUUUGGCAUUAUUGAUCAAACCAUUCAUACCGGAGUAGUGAUAUAAACAUUAAUGUAAGUUUUCCCAAGCCCAGUGAUGUCAGCCCCUAACUCGAACCAGAGAAAAGCAUGCUGGGGCGCUAGGGACGAGCUGUGGAAGUGCCUUGAUGAUAACCAGGACAAUGCCUCCUCCUGUGAGAAGUUCCAGAAAGAGUUUGAGGCGAGCUGUCCAGCUCAGUGGGUGAAACACUUCACCAAGAGGAGAGACUUUUUGAAGUACAAGGACAAGAUGCAGACGGAGGGCUUUGAGCCUGCUGACGGGCCUAAAGAGUCACGGUCCUAGCCAGUAGCCACUGGUCAGAAGACUUGAGAGGAGGGCUUCCUGGGGCCUCCUGGUUGAUGGACAGCAGUGGACUGUCACUGGUCACUAGAGCACAAUCUUGCCAUGCCUCUCCAGUGACGAUAGAUGCUGGAUUUCAGUGACCUAACACCUGGACACUGGGUAGAUGUCAACUACGCGCCACAGUCAGAUUCUCAAGCUACUCCGCAAGUGUGCACUUGUCUCGUUCACUCCUCGCCUCAGACUAGUGACCGUACCUACGUCACGCAUGGGACAGGUGUGUGGUGACGUAACCACGGUGAGCGCUGUGGAAAGUGCACCCCUCACAGUCAGACAUGGUUCUACAGGCUUUCUCUGCAUCCCUCUCCGCUCUCUCGAUACAACGUCAAGGGGUUGUAUGUGGUGUGACGCAAAUCAACUGCUCCGUGACUUAUAGUCUAACCACAAUCGUUUCUUAUUUAUGCUAUUGUCAAAGAUAGAUUAAGAUAUUGUUCUUUAUUGAUGAAUAGACAGUGAUAUGUUAUGUGUGUGUGAUUUAUUGUGAUAAAUAAUGACGAGUCAAUGGUUCAGCAUUAUUUUGUAACAAUUGUGUUUAAUUUCCAUGAAUCUAGGCCUAUUCUACGAGGUGAGUUGAAUAUGUGUGGAAACAACUACAUUAACGUUAUUCAUGGAGGUUACGGUUCAUUGGAUUGGUUGGACACUACAAGGCACAUUUCUUUUUUUUAUAUUACAAGUUGGCAUGUAUUUACAAAGGUUCUAUAUCUGUCUUCUAAAACCACAUCAAAGUAUGAAAACUUGUGCAACGUCGAAUAAAUUAUAAACAGAGAUUUA
Molecule: messenger RNA, 1281 nt
Organism: Oncorhynchus tshawytscha (Chinook salmon)
Lineage: Eukaryota; Metazoa; Chordata; Actinopteri; Salmoniformes; Salmonidae
Product: cytochrome c oxidase assembly factor 6 homolog
Exons: 3
Coding region: 208-453 (81 amino acids)
Biological process (GO): respiratory chain complex IV assembly
Cellular component (GO): respiratory chain complex IV; mitochondrion
Source: RefSeq, a predicted model, not a curated record